Molecule: messenger RNA, 214 nt
Organism: Acaulospora colombiana
Lineage: Eukaryota; Fungi; Glomeromycota; Glomeromycetes; Diversisporales; Acaulosporaceae
Source: the annotation of a GenBank genome assembly
AUGGUUAAAUUUGAGGAGGAUGAUCCGCGAGAGGGCGUUCGGUUACUCAAACGGACAAAGCAAGGGUUAAGCGAGGCUAACGAGUGUUCCGAAAGAGGAACAAAGGAGACGGGAACGCGGGUUAGAGCGUUAUGUAAGCUGCCAUUGCUGAUGAAAGAGGGGAACGUGUAUCGAUGGACUACGAAUGAUAUCCCUGUGAUGGGAAUGGCAAAAU